Messenger RNA from Acanthosepion pharaonis, 4872 nucleotides. NCBI's taxonomy places the organism in Eukaryota, Metazoa, Mollusca, Cephalopoda, Sepiida, Sepiidae. The record is from the annotation of a GenBank genome assembly.
AUGCCAAUUUUCAUUCUCUUCUUUCCCUUUCUAAACGAAUUUCUUUUUCUUCCAAUGUUUACUUUGCCUUUUUCACUCUUUAGCACUUGUUGCUUUUCCCUCUCUCUUUAUUUUCACUCGUUUUCUUUUUUUCCAUAUCAUUCCUCUCUCCCUCAAUCUUUCAACCUUUCGUUUUUUUCCCCAUCCAAUUUCUCUCUCACCCAACCUUUUUCUUCCUUUCACUUUGUUUCUUAUCUAAUUUCUCUCUUACACAAUCUCUUAGACUUUUUCGUCUUUUCCAUCCAAUUUCUCUCUCGUUCAACUUUCUCCUCCCAUUCAUUUUUUUCUCUAUCUAAUUUCUUCAUCAAUCGCUUGCACUCUUUCUUUUGUUUUUUUAACACUAAUUUUCUUCUCGCGAUUUUUUCUUCCUUUCAGUUCAAUCCAUCUAAUUUCUCUCUCAUCCAAACUUUUUCUCUCUUUCUGUUUUUCUAUCUAUUUUUUCACUCCCUCAAUCUCUUUCACCAUUUCUUUUUUCCAUCUAAUUUCUCUCUCAUCCAAACUUUUUCUCCCUUUCUGUUUUUCUAUCUAUUUUUUCACUCCCUCAAUCUCAUUCACCAUUUCUUUUUUCCAUCUAAUUUCUCUCUCAUCCAAACUUUUUCUCCCUUUCUGUUUUUCUAUCUAUUUUUUCACUCCCUCAAUCUCUUUCACCAUUUCUUUUUUCCGUCUAAUUUCUCUCUCAUCCAAACUUUUUCUCCCUUUCUGUUUUUCUAUCUAUUUUUUCACUCCCUCAAUCUCUUUCACCAUUUCUUUUUUCUGUUUUCCCUUACUUUCUCUCUCAUUAAACCUUUUUCUCCCUCUUUGAUUUCUUUUCCAUGUAAUUUCUCUCACACUUUCGUUUUUUUCUCUCCAUCUAAUUCCUCUAUUUUAAUAUCUAAUUUCUCUAUCAAUCAAUCUUUUUCAAACUUUCAUUUUUCUAUCAAUCUAAUUUCUCUCUCACAAAACCCUUUUCUCUCUUUCAGUUUUCUUCCAUCUAAUUUCUUUUUAACACAACCUCUUUCACCUUUUCCUAUCUUGUUCGACUCCUUUCUCGUUCUCUUUUUUCCAACCUCUCUUUCUUUCUGUAAAUAUUCUUCGUUUCUUUUCUCGAUAUUGUUUCUUCUUUUCCUCUCUCUCUGUUUCCUUUCUCUACUUUCUCUUCAUCGUCUCUUUCCUCGAUAUAUUUUCUUCUUUUAUUUCCUCUCAUUCUUUUCUAUACUUUGUCUUCAUCGUCUCUUUCGUGGUUAUUUAUUCUCCUUUUUCAUCCUCUCUUUCCAUUCUUAUCUUCUUGACGUUUUUUUUUUCUUGGUCUCCGUCCUUGUUAUUCUUUCUCGUUUUCUUGCCUCUAUUUCCUUUCUAUACUUUCUCUUCGUCGUGUCUUUCGUCGUUAUUCAUUCCCCUUUUCCUUUCUCUCAUUCUCUUCUAUACUUUAUCUUGGUCUUUUUACUCCUUUUCUUUCUCCUUUCUCUCUUUACUUUCUAUACUUUCUCUUCUUCGUCUCUGCUCCCCGUUAUUCUUCCUCCUUAUCCUUUCUAUGCUUUUUUUUCUUUGUCUUUUUUUUCGCGUUUUAUUCCUUCUAUUACUUUUUUCCUUUAUAUCCAUUCGCUUCUUCAUUUUUUUCCUCGUUAUUCUUUUGUCUUUUGCUACUUUUUCGUUUUCUAUACUUUCGCUUUUUCGUCUUUUCCUCGUUUUUCUUUCUUCGUUUCCUUCUUUUUAUUUCUUCUCUUCUUCGUAUUUUUCUUGACAUUCUCCGUUUUUCGCCUUCCGUUAUUUCUUUUCUAUUUUUUCGUUGUAGUGUGUCUUUUUAAUUUCUCUCUUUCCUUUCUAUUCGUCCACUCCCCCGUCCUUUCCUCUUUAUCCUGUUUCUUUUUCCUUCCUUUCUUUCUUUUCUAUUCGUUCACUACCCCGUCGUUUCCUCAUUAUUCUGUUUUUUUUUCCUUCCUUUCUUUCCUUUCUAUUCGUUCACUCUCCCGUCGUUUCUUCUUUGUUCUGUUACUUUUUCCUUCCUUUCUUUCUUUUCAAUUCGUUCACUUCCCCGUCGUUUCCUCUUUAUUCUGUUUCUUUUUCCUUCCUUUCUAUCUUUUCUAUUCGUUCAACCCCCCUUCGUUUCCUCUUUAUUCUGUUUCAUUUGCCUCCCUUUCUUUCUUUUCUAUUCGUUCACUUCCCCGUCGUUUCCUCUUUAUUCUGUUUCUUUUUCCUUCCUUUCUAUCUUUUCUAUUCGUUCAAUCCCCCUUCGUUUCCUCUUUAUUCUGUUUCUUUUUCCUUCCUUUCUAUCUUUUCUAUUCGUUCACUCCCCCUUCGUUUCCUCUUUAUUCUAUUCUUCUUUAUUCUGUUUCUUUUCCUUCCUUUUCUAUCUUUUUCUAUUCGUUCAAUCCCCUUUCGUUUCCUCUUUAUUCUGUUUCAUUUGCCUCCCUUUCUUUCUUUUCUAUUCGUUCACUUCCCCGUCGUUUCCUCUUUAUUUUGUUUCUUUUUCCAUCCUUUCUAUCUUUUCUAUUCGUUCAAUCCCCCUUCGUUUCCUCUUUAUUCUGUUUCUUUUUCCUUCCUUUCUAUCUUUUCUAUUCGUUCACUCCCCCUUCGUUUCCUCUUUAUUCUGUUUCAUUUGCCUCCCUUUCUUUCUUUUCUAUUCGUUCACUUCCCCGUAGAUUCUUCUUUAUUCUGUUUCUUUUUCCUUCCUUUCUAUCUUUUCUAUUCGUUCAAUCCCCCUUCGUUUCCUCUUUAUUCUGUUUCAUUUGCCUCCCUUUCUUUCUUUUCUAUUCGUUCACUUCCCCGUCGUUUCCUCUUUAUUUUGUUUCUUUUUCCAUCCUUUCUUGUUUUUCUAUUCGUUCACUCACCCGUCGUUUCCUCUUUAUUCUGUUUCUUUUUCCUUCCUUUCUUUCUUUUCUAUUCGUUCACUUCCCCGUCGUUUCCUCUUCAUUGUGUUUCUUUUUCCUUCCUUUCUUUCCUUUCUAUUCGUUCACUCGCCCGUCGUUUCUUCUUUAUUCUGUUUCUUUUUCCUUCUUUUCUUUCUUUUCUAUUCGUUCACUUCCCCGUCGUUUCCUCUUUAUUCUGUUUCUGUUCCUUCCUUUCUUUCUUUUCUAUUCGUUCACUUCCCCGUCGUUUCCUCUUUAUUCUGUUUCUUUUUCCUUCCUUUCUUCAUUUUCUGUUCGUUCACUUCCCCGUCCUUUCCUUUUUAUUCUGUUUCUUUUUCCUUCGUUUCAUUAUUUUCUAUUCGCUCACUCCCCCGUCGUUUACUCUUUAUUCUGUUUCUUUUUCCUUCCUUUCUUUCUUUUCUUUUCGUUCACUUCCCCGUCGUUUCCUCUUUAUUCUGUUUCAUUUGCCUCCCUUUCUUUCUUUUCUAUUCGUUCACUUCCCCGUCGUUUCCUCUUUAUUCUGUUUCUUUUUCCUUCCUUUCUAUCUUUUCUAUUCGUUCACUUCCCCGUCGUUUCCUCUUUAUUCUGUUUCUUUUUCCUUCCUUCCUUUCUUUCUUUUCUAUUCGUUCACUUCCCCGUCGUUUCCUCUUUAUUCUGUUUCUUUUUCCUUCCUUUCUUUCUUUUCUAUUCGUUCACUUCCCCGUCGUUUCCUCUUUAUUCUGUUUCUUUUUCCUUCCUUUCUUUCUUUCCUAUUCGUUCACUUCCCCGUCGUUUCCUCUUCAUUGUGUUUCUUUUUCCUUCCUUUCUUUCCUUUCUAUUCGUUCACUCGCCCGUCGUUUCUUCUUUAUUCUGUUUCUUUUUCCUUCCUUUCUUUCUUUUCUAUUCGUUCACUUCCUCGUCGUUUCCUCUUUAUUCUGUUUCUGUUCCUUCCUUUCUAUCUUUUCUAUUCGUUCACUUCCCCGUCGUUUCCUCUUUAUUCUGUUUCUUUUUCCUUCCUUUCUUUCUUUUCUAUUCGUUCACUCCCCCGUCGUUUCCUCUUUUUUACUUUUUUCCUUUCUUUCAAUUCCCGUUUUCUUCCCGUCGUUUCCUUUUUUACUAUUCCUUCCUUUUCAUUUUCUAUUCGUUCACUGCCCAACGUUUCCUCAUUAUAAUGUUUCUUUUUUUUUUUCCUUUUUUCUUUUCUAUUCGUUUACUCCCCCUUCGUUUCCUCUUUAUUCUGUUUCUUUUUUCUUCCUUUCUUUCUUUUCUAUUCGUUCACUCCCACUUCGUUUCCUCUUUAUUCUGUUUGUUUUUUCUUUCUAACUUUCUUAUCAAUUCGUUCACUCCCCCGUAUUUUCCUAUUUAUUCUGUUUCUUUUUCCUUUCUUUCUUUCUUCUCUAUUCGUUCACUCCCACUUCGUUUCCUCUUUAUUCUGUUUCUUUUUCCUUCCUGUCUUUUUUUUCUAUUCGUUCACUCCCCCGUCGUUUCUUCUUUAUUCUGUUUCUUUUUCCUUCCUUUCUUUCUUUUCUCUUCGUUCACUGCCCCGUCGUUUCUUCUUUAUUCUGUUUUUUUUUCCUUCCUUUCUUCAUUUUCUGUUCGUUCACUUCCCCGUCCUUUCCUCUUUAUUCUGUUUCUUUUUCCUUCGUUUCAUUAUUUUCUAUUCGCUCACUCCCCCGUCGUUUACUCUUUAUUCUGUUUCUUUUUCCUUCCUUUCUUUCUUUUCUUUUCGUUCACUCCCCCGACGUUUCCUCCUUAUUCUGUUUCUUUUUCCUUCCUUUCUUUCUUUUCUAUUCGUUCCCUCCCACUUCGUUUCCACUUUAUUCUGUUUCUUUUUCCUUCCUUUCUUUUUUUCUAUUCGUUCCCUCCCACUUCGUUUCCACUUUAUUCUGUUUCUUUUUCCUUCCUUUCUUUCCUUUCUCUUCGUUCCCUCCCACUUCGUUUCCUCUUUAUUCUGUUUCUUUUUCCUUACUUUCGUUCUUUUCUCAUCUUUAUCAUUUUUCUCGCUAUUGUGCAAUUUUUUUCUCACUAA